AUGACAGAUUCUUCAAAGAUUACCACAGCCCCUAUGGGAAUACUUUGCUUUUCUUACAGCAAGAACAAGGCAGAUGUUGAGCAGCUGCAGUUUCUGGCCCUCCUCGAGGAGGGGCUGGUGGUCCUCUCUGCCCGGCCCCGGGCCUGCGCGCCGCAAGCUCUCCAAGAGCCCCCAAUUCUGCAGGCCGCGCCCCCCACUCGCAUCCCACCGAGGCCCCCUUCGGGUUUAGCUUGGCUCCCAACUCAACGGCGGGCUCCCCGGACUCCCGGGAACUGGGCACUUUUCAAGGAUCAUGGGUACGAGGCUUUCGAUCGGGUUCUCUCCCCGCAGCCCCGCUGCCGGGUCCCGGCGUGCGCACAACAGGCGGGCACAGGUCCGCGCAGAGCAGGACGCAAAGGCUUGGUCCGCAGCGUGGCCCGGGCACAGCGACCGGGCGCUAACACCCAGGCGCCCUUCCAGCCCCACAUAGGCACCCGGGAGCUACCCACCGCGGACUUCCGAGUCCCGGGGGACGCGGUCCGCACCGCCGACCGGCCCUUCUCCCACCAGCGACGCGGCCCCGGGGCUCCGCGCCUCCCCGGCGAUCCAACACGGCUGCCCUGGGGGCCCCGGGUUGCCGCCCCCGGCGUGGGCGAGCUCUCACUUGGCGGAGAGCGGCCACCUUCCCGCCCGAUGCCCGACGCCAAGGCAAGCGAGCGAGAAGAAAGCGAAGAAAGACGCGGAGCCCAGGGACACUGCGUUGGCCGGGGCUCUCGACUUGCAGCAAUCGUCCCCAAACCCCAACCAGCCGCCCCGCCGCCGCCCGGCCGGCAGGGGGCACAAGGGGAGAGCAGGGUGCGCGGAGGCCGGGCUAAGGGGGGCGGGCUGAGUGGCUCCCCCACAACCUACCCCACCUCUCAGGCUCCGGGUUCCUGCUCUUACCUCGGAGAAAAGUCCGGAGCAGCAAGCGUCGGUUUCGAGUUAGCUCCAAGCCCCUUCCUGCCGGCGCGCUGGCUGCCCCACUCUUCUCAGCCCGCGGGUCGGGGAAGCCAGACGAGCGCCCCGGGCUCGCCCCGCCUCCCUCCCACGCCUCUCGCCCCGCCCCCGGAGACUCCGCCCCGCCCCGGAGACUUGCCCCGCCCCUCUCCGCCCCUAAGGCUCCUCUCCUUCCCCGAGACUCCGCCCUGCUCACCCCCCACCCGGAGGCUCGCCCCGCCCUCGAGGCUCCGCCCCGCAUCGCAGACUCCGCCCCUAAUUGGCGAGGGAGGCGGCCGAGUCGCUGGAGCCGAACUCCGGGCUCCGCGCCGCACGUGUAGCUCCCGGCGGUCCCGCCUUAGACUCAACCAAGUGUCCGACCGGGGGUGCCUUAAGUGA
Sorex fumeus (smoky shrew) is the source of this 1353-nucleotide messenger RNA. RefSeq names its product basic proline-rich protein-like. Lineage: Eukaryota; Metazoa; Chordata; Mammalia; Eulipotyphla; Soricidae. Bases 1 to 1353 code for a protein of 450 amino acids. The record is from RefSeq and is a predicted model, not a curated record. The transcript is spliced from 2 exons.